CAUUAAUUCAAGGUUAUAUGAUUUCUAAGGUAGAACAUAAUGUAAAAAGUGCAUCUGUUGGCAGUUAGGUUUAUGCGAAGUACAAAGGCAACUUUGUUUACAUAAAUUUCAUUCAUGAAUUUCAAUGAUCUAAAUUUAGAAAUUUGGGUUCCCAAUUUUCAUUUCACACGGAGUUAUUCAUUCAUAAACCCGCGUGUUUGUGUAGUAAAAUGCUAUCAAUGUGGUUUGGCGAUUUAUACUCCGCUCUUCAUUUUGGAUUAAGCAGACUAUGGCCGCUAUCUGUACCCAGGAGGAGAAACGUGUGUACCGCUUAAUAUCAAUGCUGAAUGAAGAGGGACGACUUGUUCUCAGAUUAUGUAUAUUUUUCCUGUUGCCACAGUUCGCUUGUAAACCUUUCGAGGAAUACCUGGGACAGGCUCAAGUCAAGAAAAGGAUAGAAGAUGCGUUAUAUAAGAGUAAAAUAAUCACAACGGACCAGUUCCUCAUGAUGUUUCCAAAAGUGGGCGUGCCUGAUUUCAAAUUAUUAGAUAUAACUUUACUUGUGUUUCUCAUUCGACAGCUUCAUCCAUUUCUUAAGCCAAGUAAUCAAAUAUGGACAGAUCCGCCCGAAGGAAAUACAAGCAUCGAAGCGGACAUUUCUCGUAUUAGAAAUUUAAGGAAUAGGUUGUCACAUACUGGGAUAGCGUCCUUAUCAGAGGCAGAUUUUGAGAUUGAGUACAAUCAGCUGGAAACUAUUUUAUGCCGGCUGGCUGGAAAUGUGGGUAAAAGUAGGAUAACUCCAGAUGGAAUAAAAGAAAGGUUGAAAAAGAAGAAAACUGGAUCUUUUGAGACAAAACCGGUUCAAAUUGAUAUAUCUACAAAUGUAUCAGACAGUUUAGAAAGAAGAACUAAAUCAUUACAAAAUGUCGUAGCUGAAGACAAAACAACAAGUACCUCGUCUCUCCAAGAAUGUCAAACACAUCAAACCCAACAACAACGUAGGCCGGUUCAAAUUAAUGUAUCUACACAUGUAUCAGACAGUUUAGAAAGAACUGAAUCAUUACAAAUGGUCGUGGCUGAAGACAAAACAACAAGUACCUCAUCUCUUCAAGAAUUUCAAACACAUCAAACCCAACAACAACGUAGUGGAGGCAGACUUUGUUCUUUUUCAAAAUUGUGUAUCUUUCAAUCAUGUUGCAAGGACUUUGAACCCAGAACUUUCCUCACAAAUGACCAUACCUCUUUGGAGUACCGCUGUUCUAUAACCAGUAUUGCUGUUCUUCAGAAUGGAACAUUACUGGCAACUGACACAGCACAUAAUGUAGUUGAAGCAUUUACCUGCUCAGGACAACAGUUUGAAGAAUUCAAGUGCCAAACCCCAAAUUCUGUAUGUGCAAUAAAUCAUGACACCGCCGCGGUAUCAUUAUGUAAAGAAAAGAAAAUUAUUCUUUUAAAUAUAGCGUGUCAGUCAAGGAGCAUGAUUUCCAAAUUGGAAUACGAUGUUAAGUGUACUUGUGAUAUACUGAGUGUAAAAUAUAAUUCAGGCUUUUUAUAUGUGUUGUGUGAAAAGGGUGAAGUACACACAAUAAAUAGUAAUACGGGCACCGAACAAGCAUUAUAUCAAACAAACAUCCUAAUGCCGUCUUAUUUCGAUAUUACUUCUGAUGGAAACAAAAUCUACAUUAGUAAAGGAUCAACAAUAACCUGUUUGGGGUUACCUGGAAAUUGUGAAAAGAAAUAUAUUGAUAAGACUGGGCGGGAACUGAAAGGUAUUGUGGUCAGAAGAAAUAAGAUGUACGCAUCUGUUUGGGAUGGAGGUAUUGUUUUAAAGUUAAACAAAGAUUUAACACUAGUCAAGGAAAUAUUUAUUGACAAUCUACAAAACCCGAUGGCAUUAUGUAAAUUUAAAGAGCAUCUGUACUUAUCAAAAUACAGGACCGACUUAGACAGAUAUAUGUGCAGAGAAAUUGUUUUUGUUAAGAUAUGAUUAUAUGAUUAUAUUUGUUUAUCCAAAGUG
This is a messenger RNA of Mercenaria mercenaria, 1996 nucleotides long. RefSeq lists its product as uncharacterized. The transcript has 2 exons. The coding region runs from base 269 to 1966 and encodes 565 amino acids. The record is from RefSeq and is a predicted model, not a curated record. Lineage: Eukaryota; Metazoa; Mollusca; Bivalvia; Venerida; Veneridae.